AUGCCGCCGCUCGCGUCGACGAGCGAUCUGAAGCUGGUUUGGCUCGAGGACUUCGUCGCGAGGUUGACCAAGGCUGCGCUGCCUGGUGCUCAUUUGAGCCUGGUGCUUCCCUGGUUGAGACGCAGGGGUGUUGAUGGCGGUAACUGCCUUGUCAAGAGCUUCGGUGGGAACCAGAACUGUUCCAACAUGUCCAACACAGGAAUCAACUGGCUCGCAGCGAGCGUUACGUCAAGGACGGGCUUCGAUGUGAAGGACAUUUGGUACGAGGGUCACUUCAUCCCCAAGAUCCCCAAGGGCUCGAUGCCUAUCCCCAAUGUCUGGGCCAUGGACCGGGACCCGGACAUAUACGGCCUGGAUACCCAUCACUUCAACCCGGCGAGGUAUCUUGAUCAAACGACUGGCCAACUCAAGACGCUGCCUGCGGAGACGAAAGAUCAAGUACACGUCACAUUUGACUACGGCCGCCAGAUUGAGAACGAGGACCUCUUCAUCACCAUGGCGACGGGACUCUGGACGAUCAAAACUAAGCCGGAAGUAAGAUACAAUGCGCUUGGUGUCCCUAUAGACAUCUAUGGGUGUGUCUACAACGGUGUCAUCGUAUCUCGAUUUCCUGAGGCGGUAAAGGUUUUGAAGGCCGCCGAGGAUGACGGCGUUAGUUGA
This is a messenger RNA of Colletotrichum orchidophilum, 660 nucleotides long. Its product is annotated as cytochrome P450 2C3. The coding region runs from base 1 to 660 and encodes 219 amino acids. The record is from RefSeq and is a predicted model, not a curated record. Gene Ontology annotation, molecular function: oxidoreductase activity, acting on paired donors, with incorporation or reduction of molecular oxygen; iron ion binding; monooxygenase activity. The transcript has 5 exons. Lineage: Eukaryota; Fungi; Ascomycota; Sordariomycetes; Glomerellales; Glomerellaceae.